This is a messenger RNA of Schistocerca cancellata (South American locust), 420 nucleotides long. RefSeq lists its product as uncharacterized. NCBI's taxonomy places the organism in Eukaryota, Metazoa, Arthropoda, Insecta, Orthoptera, Acrididae. The record is from RefSeq and is a predicted model, not a curated record. The coding region runs from base 1 to 420 and encodes 139 amino acids. The transcript has a single exon.
AUGCGGUCCAGGGCGCAGCGCCGAGGACCGAUCUGCAGCAGCAGCAACGGUGGCAGCGGCACGGGUGGCGGAAGUGUGGCCGCGGGAAGCGGGUCAGGGGGUCAUGCAAGCAGUGAGGCGGAGCCGCCAAGACGGCCUCCCGCCGCCACCGCCUCCCUCUACCUGCCGCCGCCGCCGCCGCCGCCGCCGCCGCCGGUCGAUACUGCGGCCGUUGACCCGCGGCGCGGCGCGGCGCGGCGCUGCUGCAAACAACGGCCGCCCCUCGCUCCUCCAGCCGGCGCUGGCCGUCGGCCCUACCGCAAUCCGCAGGAGCCGCCGCAGCACGCCGGCGCCGCGGCGCUCGCCCCUAAUUCUCCUUGUGUACACGCUCCCCUCCCGCCGGCUCCCUACUACUCAUCUCCGACCGGCCGCUCGCGAUAA